Molecule: messenger RNA, 675 nt
Organism: Calypte anna (Anna's hummingbird)
Lineage: Eukaryota; Metazoa; Chordata; Aves; Apodiformes; Trochilidae
Gene: BHLHE23
Product: basic helix-loop-helix family member e23
Exons: 1
Coding region: 1-675 (224 amino acids)
Molecular function (GO): protein dimerization activity
Source: RefSeq, a predicted model, not a curated record
AUGGCCGAGCUGAAGUCGCUGGGCAGCGAGGGGUACCUAGCGCUGACCCCUGGUUACGGCCCGUCGGCUUUCGCCUAUGGAACCGUGCGAGGGGGCGCCGAGGGUCCGCGGGGGACCUACCCGGGGGGCGUCGGGGCGGACUUUCACCCCGGGGCUUUGGGCAAGUCGGCGGAGAGCAGCGGCGAGCAGAGCGGCGACGAGGAGGACGGCUUCGAGGCCGGGGUGAAGGGCGGCUCGGGCUUCGAGCGGGAGGGGAAGCUGAAGGGGGGAGCCCUGGGCAAGAAGCCGAAGGAGCAGCGCUCGCUGCGCCUCAGCAUCAACGCGAGGGAGAGGCGAAGGAUGCACGACCUGAACGACGCUCUGGACGGGUUGCGCUCCGUCAUCCCUUACGCCCACAGCCCCUCGGUGCGGAAACUCUCCAAAAUCGCCACCCUGCUCCUGGCCAAGAACUACAUCCUCAUGCAGGCGCAGGCCCUGGAGGAGAUGAGAAGGCUGGUGGCUUACCUGAACCAGGGCCAGACGCUGAGCACCCCGCUGCCCGCCACCCUCAACCCCUUCGGACAGUCGGCCGUCUACCCCUUCGGCGGGGCCGCCUUGCCCGGCUGCCCCGAGAAAUGCACUGCCUUCACAGGAGCCACCCCCACCCUCUGCAAACACUGUAACGACAAGCCUUGA